AGCGAAGCCGGUCUCGCCUGUGCAGCCAGCAGCCCGAGCCGAGAUCGACCAGCAGCGCGAUUUCUCUCUCCUCCAAAACUUUUUCUUGGGCGACGUCUCCAAGUCCCUCUGCGCGCCGCUCCAAAGUCGCCUUCCUUCCCGAUGUAGAGAAGAGGAGCGCCCACCCCUUGUACCAGCCAGUUCCCUCCGAUUUCCACACCCCCCCCACCUCAACCCGGACUUUUGCAAGAGGGGUCGACCUGGUCCCCGAGGGAGAGAAGGGGGCGGACCCCGGAGGAGUCCCUCCGCCGCGCAGGGUCAGGAAGGAGAGCUCUCUCGGCGGCGCGAGGGUCUUGCCCCGGAGGGGGGCGCCGCCGCGGACGUCUCCGCCGUCGGGCUCCUCCUCGGCUAGGGCGAUGGUGGCGCUGCUGCUGCCGCCGCCCGCCUUGCUGGCCGCCCUAGGCGGGCUGUUGGCGAGCUGGGCGCCGCCGCCGGCCGCGGGCGCGUCGUGCGAGCCGGUGCGCAUCCCGCUGUGCAAGUCGUUGCCCUGGAACAUGACCAAGAUGCCCAACCACCUGCACCACAGCACGCAGGCCAACGCCAUCCUGGCCAUGGAGCAGUUCGAGGGCUUGCUGGGCAUCCACUGCAGCGCCGACCUGCUCUUCUUCCUGUGCGCCAUGUACGCGCCCAUCUGCACCAUCGACUUCCAGCACGAGCCCAUCAAGCCCUGCAAAUCCGUCUGCGAGAGGGCCCGCGCCGGCUGCGAGCCCGUGCUCGUCAAGUACGGCCACGCGUGGCCCGAAAGCCUGGCCUGCGAAGAGCUGCCCGUCUACGACCGAGGCGUCUGCAUCUCCCCGGAGGCCAUCGUCACGGCCGAGGGAUCCGGUGAGUGACGCGCCCGACGCCACUGCCAUUUCCGCCCCGCCGGCCUGACCUCCCCACCCCCCAUCCACCCCACCUCCCAGAACACACUCACACACACUUCCAAGACGCCCCCAUGAUCUCUGCCCCCUACCUUAAACCUUCUGGCACUCCCUUCCCCAGCAACUCCCAUCAGAGGCGCCCUCCAAAAAUUGUGCACUCCAACUCCUAUCAGCCCCAACCAGCGUGGCCAGUGGUCCAGGAGGAUGGGAGUUGGCAUUCCAGCACGAAUCUGGAAGAGAAACAGGAUCCCUUGUGCUGCAUAAUCCUGCAGCAGAUCUUGAAGUUUCUGAAGCCCCCUAAUCUUCUCCUAGGAUCAUCUAACCAAUACCGCCUUGAGUAUUGUGAAAUAGAAAGGCAGUAUACAAAUUAAAAGUGAUGAUGAUGAUGAUGAUGAUACGCUCAAGUUUUUCUGGGUCCACCAAUGCCCCCCACACCUGGGCAGAAGCUUGUCUAACUGCAUCCUUCCAGCAUCCACUAUUUGCAUAUUUCCCCCUCUCCACUUAGCCAUCACUCUCCUUCAUUCAAAGUAAGCCGGGCCAAUCCUUCCAGUUUCCAUGUCCACUUACCCAAAAUUUAAACAGGUUGUUGCGCAAUUCCAACAACAAAAAAUCUCAGUGAGGCCUGCUAACCUUGUCCAUUUCAGAUUUCUCCCCCCCCUUCAGUAAUCCAAUUUGAUCCCAGAAAACUCAAGCCAAAAGCACUGUGGAAUCAGCCAUCUUUCCUCACCUGCUCCCCCAGUGCUCUUGAUCUUCUUCUGGUCCCCUGGAAUAUGUAGCUUCCUGUUCUGAGAUGGCUGCAUCAUAGAUGUCCACCUCCUGCUUAUAACCAUUGCUGCUCACCUUACCUGAUUUUGGCAAACCACAGCUCUCAACAUUUCUGAAACCCUCCGGCUUUCAUCACCUGAGACAGUCCUCGCUCAUACCGUUCCAUACUCAUUCCCCCUCUGCAGUGGAGGCUGGUUCAUCUGUUCUGGUGGGGCACUGUCCCACCAACCUUUCAGCCUGCCUCACCCAGCCUGCACCUUCCUGCUGGUAGGGUAGUGGCCCUGGUUGUCAGAUUGCCUUCCUCCUUAAUCUCAGUGUUGCCCUUGUAGAACUCAGCAGGGAGGAGGAUGGGGACAGUUGACUCUGGCGCCACCUACUGUUAGGUUCCCAGCCUUUGGCCUACCACUCCCAAUGGGCACCAGCCAACAACGCAGCCUCUCUGGUUUCAAAUGAUUAAGAAGUCAGCCAGCCUCCUUUAGUUCCUCACGUUCUCUCCUUCCAUCUGUGUUAUUACCGAAGGUUGUUAUUCAGGGGUGUCACUUAUUCAUUCCAAAGGUUGAAAGUUUGCUUCUUUAAGCGGUUGAUUUGUUCAAUUUUGAAAGAGGUGGUUUACAAAAGGUGAUUAAAAACAACGAGUCCAGCAAAAGCCAUUUAAAACCCCAGCUGUUGCUUUAAAACAGUAUUUCAACCAUCACACCAAUACAGUUCACCUGUUCCUAAAACCUAUCAGCCUCUCCCCAAAGCCUUGAGUGAAAAGAAGUGUCUGAAGAUGCUGCCGGAAACUGAGUUAGUGCGGGGAACAACCACGCCUCCAGGGGGGGGGGAAUUCACAGGUAGAAGGAAAUGGGGCCAUCACAAAGAAGACCCUGCCCUCGUGUCACCAUGCAAUGGGCUUCUGCUGUUGGUGGGGCCAGGAGCAGGCCUCCCCAGCGAAUCUCAAAUCCUGGGCCAGCACGGGCAAAUCUUUUCAGGAGUGGGGUUUCCAUUAUAUUCUGUGGAAAGAACUUUUGGGGUUAGAUCAAGGGGCCAUAUAGCACAGCAUCAAUCAUGAACUAAAUCUCUCUUAUAAAAGCCCUCCUGCAUAGGGAAUGCGCUCUAACUAACCCCUUGAUCAUUUUCACUACCCUUUCCCACACAUUUUCCAGCUCUAGAUGUCCUGUCUAAUACUACCAGUAUAUAGCCAGACAAAUCGAUGUUCCUCAGAAUAAAGAACACCUAGCAAUCUUCAUCAAUUGUAGUCAAUGUUCAGUCUCAUUCCUUUUGAUGCCCAUACAUUCCUUGUACUUUCUCUCUAGGAUCGAGUUGACAGAAAUCACAUGGCAAAAUUGUUCUUAGACUGACUCACUUCAGACCACAUCAUGGGGAUCAUAUAACUGAAUGCCCUCUUAUAGUGAACAGCAAACAAUUUCCCUUCGUAUAGAAUACUAGAUGCCAAGGGGAGAAAGUGCUAGACUUUUCAUUGUGCAGGUUUUUCUAUGUGGGGGUUUGUUCUACGUCAGGUAUAGGAAAUUGGAUCUGACUGGUGGGCAAGAUCCUGACACGUCCCCCCCAUCUUUGGACCACUUUUUACAUAUGGCCCGGGCUGCCCAUCUGUCAGUCACCUGGCUUUACCAUGGCAUUAGAUCAGGCAUAGGCACACUCAGCCCUCCAGAUAUUUUGAGACUACAAUUCCCAUCAUCCCUGACCAUUGGUCCUGUUAGCUAGGGAUGAUGGGAGUUGUAGUCCCAAAACAUCUGGAGGGCCGAGUUUGCCUAUGCCUGCAUUAGAUUAAGACAGAGGGUUUCAACCUUUUUGAGCCCAUGGUGCUUUGACCAACUACUUUCUUUCUCUGGCACCCCUGUGGGGCUCAGGAGCCCAGUUACGUUAGCUCUUGCCUGCAGAACCAGCAGCUCCUCACCCCUCUUUGAACACCCUCCCUUGCGGAGCAUUCCCUCAGGCUCCUCUCCUCUCCUUAAGAGUCCUCUGGGCAGCUGCUACCACUGUCCCUGGUCUCUGAGCUGCCGCCUCACCCCAAAGAGAGGUGCCUCCUCAUGCCAAGGGGCCUGGGAAGAUGAUGCCCCCCAGCCUUAGUGGCCUGAUGGAAAAAGAAGCAUGAGAGGGCAUCAGAGGAGGGAGGGAAGGAAAGAAAGAGGGACAGGGGCCAGUGUUGCCCACAGCACCCCUGACCAUCACUCAAGGCACCCCAGGGUGCCAUGGCACACCGGUUGAAAACCACUGGAUUAAGUGUUUCUUUUUGCAGCCCACCUUGAAUGCAAGACCCACUACAGAGGAAGAUCCCUGCUGGUCAGCUGAUGGCAACGCCUGCUUUUCACAGCGACCGGUUCCACUUGGGCCAAACCAGUCCCCGUGGUGCUUGCAUUUAGCACCAAGUUUAAAAGGUGCCAACGGAAAAGUUUGGAGCACACUCUGAGGCUCCCGGUUGCUUUUUUGCAGCCAUUGCCUUUUACCUGCCCCACAACUGACAACACAUGUGAUUUGGGGGGGGGGGGACAGACUCCUGGGCCAAAUUAGAUGUUCCCUUACCUUUGCUUUACAUUGUGGGGGAUCCUUAACAAAUGUGACACUCUAGCCCUCUUCAGGAGUUUUUAUUUCUGAUCAGGGAAUUCCUCGUGUUGUCUUGGUGGGGUCCUUGCUGUCCUCCAGGAGUUUGAGACAUGGGAAGCCUCCUCUGCUCCUGGAGGUGUCGCAAGUGCUGCAGAACUUGCAGAAAUCAGGGUUUUGCACCAUGUGGUGAGUCUACAUGGGUAGAAGCAGACUCCUCACUUCUAAUGGUGGACCUUCAACUCACAGUGGUGGCAGAGCUGGGGGUUGGAGCUGAUGGGCUCAUUCCUGCACCAGCCCCACCACACAUGUCUAAAAUUCCCAGAUUACAAGAAUUCCCAAAGACUGCUUCUGUUUGCAGGUUGAAGUGGUUGCACCCAAGAAGUCACAGCACUUCCAUAUUUUGUCACGUUCCGUUCCCAGCUCGCCCCUUCCUGCUGUUUUCUCUAGUCUCAAAUCCUUUCCUAAACUCAGGAAAUCAUUGAGGAUCUAAGCUCACAGACUGUUAAGGUAAAGGUAAAGGUACCCCUGCCCGUACGGGCCAGUCUUGCCAGACUCUAGGGUUGUGCGCUCAUCUCACUCUAGAGGCCGAGAGCCAGCACUGUCCGCAGACACUUCCGGGUCACGUGGCCAGUGUGGUAAGCUGCAUCUGGCGAGCCAGCGCAGCACACGGAAUGCCGUUUACCUUCCCGCUGGUAAGCGGUACCUAUUUAUCCACUUGCACUUGGGGGUGCUUUUGAACUGCUAGGUUGGCAGGCGCUGGGACCGAAUGACGGGAGCGCACCCCGCCGCGGGGAUUCGAACCACCGACCAUGCGAUCAGCAAGUCCUAGGCGCUGAGGUUUUACCCACAGCACCACCCGCAUCCCUCACAGACUGUUAGAUAGACUCAAAACAGAAUGUCUAUGGAAUCCAAAGGUGGCUUUUCACCACCAAUUAUUAACCUACUGCUUAGAGGGCUGAAACGGAUGUUAACUAUAAAUACAUAUAAUGCUCCCCAGAAGCCUUUUCGAACCCCGCCAGGGGCAAAACAAACAAACAAAAAACAGUUUGGGGAGGGGUAAUUUGAAACAGAAAUAUGGUGAGGGCGUGCAGGAAGGGGUUAAGUACUCUCCCUCCCCCCUUGUGAUUUCUCUGCUUCUCACCAUUCCAAGCAGGACUGAUUGUAAAGAAAAAGAAAAGGUGGCUGGGGUUGAAUUGUGCAAGUUUCAUGCAACAUCUUGUUUGACCCUUGAGCUAAUGGUGGCAAAAUCCUAGAAUAGUUUAUUUUUGUUAGCAUCUCACUGGCAUGAAACCCCAUCCCCUUUUUAUACAUUGUGGGAAGGAGAGACCUGUAGCCUUACUUCAGGGGGAAAUUAUUAUUAUUAUUAUUAUUAUUAUUAUUAUUAUUAUUAAUUUUAUUAAAGACCAGUGCUGGAAAUGGGGAAGUAAUUUGCAGAAUUAAGCAAAGAAACAAAACAGGGAAAAUGGUGUUGUUGUUUUAAAAAGGUCAAACAUUGCUAUAGGGGAGAGGAGUAAGUGCUAUUUUGUGGAACAAGGAGUUGUGCUGCUUAUAAGAAAUUGCGCUAUGAGUACUAUCAAACAAGUAGGCAUCAAAUAAACCUAUGCAACUUCUCCUGCUGAGAGCCAGUAUGGUGAAAUGGUCAGAGUGUCAGAUUAGGACCGCUCAACCACGUGGUGUCCAUGGACCAAUCACUAUCUGUCAGCUAUCUUCUUACAGGGUUGUUGUGAUUCUAAAAGGGGCACUGUGCUGAGCUCCUUGGAAAAAUAGCUUGAUAGGAAUUCAACAAUUAAGUAAAGUAAAAUCUAGUAUUGCCAUUGAUGUGCUAGCUGAGAGGGAAGUCCUGUUGGAUUUCUAGGGGAAAUCACGUAAAUUUCCUGUAACCAAAGUGCUAAACUCAAGGAUGUAUCUGCGCAGUUAAUUUGGGGAGCAAAUCACCUGGGAAGGUUCUAAUCUCCAUCCUCCCACAACUGCUGCGUAAAUCGAGAUGACUUUAUUUCCCACUAGCACAAUGUGGCUCAGGGCAGAAGCCCCGUGAGUUGCACUGUGAAGACCCAGAGACAGGAUUGUCCCAAAGGAAGGAAACUUCUUCUUCAUGCAACCCAGUCUCACUUUUCUGUAUAACUUCCUGCACUUGGUGGCUGUGAUGUUGAUGCCGCAAGAGCAGACAUUGACAGGCAUGACCGUUGUGUUACUAUGGCAGGAACAGUAGCAAUGGGAUGGGCAAGAAUUCUCACUUCCCUCUGAUCUCUUGCAGAAUUCUCACUUCUCUCACACAGAAUUCUCACUUCCCUCUGAUCUCUUGCAGAAUUCUCACUUCUCUCAUGCAGAAUUCUCACUUCCCUCUGAUCUCUUGCAGAAUUCUCACACAGAAUUCUGGCUUCCCUCUGAUCUCUUGCAGAAUGCUCACUUCUCUCACGCAGAAUUCUCACUUCCCUCUGAUCUCUUGCAGAAUUCUCACUUCUCUCACGCAGAAUUCUCGCUUCCCUCUGAUCUCUUGCAGAAUGCUCACUUCUCUCACCCAGAAUUCUCGCUUCCCUCUGAUCUCUUGCAGAAUUCUCAUUUCUCUCACACAGAAUUCUCACUUCCCUCUGAUCUCUUGCAGAAUGCUCACUUCUCUCACGCAGAAUUCUCACUUCCCUCUGAUCUCUUGCAGAAUUCUCAUUUCUCUCACGCAGAAUUCUCGCUUCCCUCUGAUCUCUUGCAGAAUGCUCACUUCUCUCAUGCAGAAUUCUCGCUUCCCUCUGAUCUCUUGCAGAAUGCUCACUUCUCUCACACAGAAUUCUCACUUCCCUCUGAUCUCUUGCAGAAUGCUCACUUCUCUCACGCAGAAUUCUCGCUUCCCUCUGAUCUCUUGCAGAAUGCUCACUUCUCUCAUGCAGAAUUCUCACUUCCCUCUGAUCUCUUGCAGAAUUCUCACUUCUCUCACACAGAAUUCCCGCUUCCCUCUGAUCUCUUGCAGAAUUCUCACUUCUCUCACACAGAAUUCCCGCUUCCCUCUGAUCUCUUGCAGAAUUCUCACUUCUCUCAUGCAGAAUUCUCGCUUCCCUCUGAUCUCUUGCAGAAUUCUCACUUCUCUCACACAGAAUUCUCGCUUCCCUCUGAUCUCUUGCAGAAUGCUCACUUCUCUCACGCAGAAUUCUCGCUUCCCUCUGAUCUCUUGCAGAAUGCUCACUUCUCUCACACAGAAUUCUCGCUUCCCUCUGAUCUCUUGCAGAAUUCUCACUUCUCUUACACAGAAUUCUCGGUUCCCUCUGAUCUCUUGCAGAAUGCUCACUUCUCUCAAGCAGAAUUCUCACUUCCCUCUGAUCUCUUGCAGAAUUCUCAUUUCUCUCACGCAGAAUUCUGGCUUCCCUCUGAUCUCUUGCAGAAUGCUCACUUCUCUGACGCAGAAUUCUCACUUCCCUCUGAUCUCUUGCAGAAUUCUCACUUCUCUUACACAGAAUUCUCACUUCCCUCUGAUCUCUUGCAGAAUUCUCACUUCUCUCACACAGAAUUCUCACUUCCCUCUGAUCUCUUGCAGAAUGCUCACUUCUCUCACGCAGAAUUCUCGCUUCCCUCUGAUCUCUUGCAGAAUGCUCACUUCUCUCACCCAGAAUUCUCGCUUCCCUCUGAUCUCUUGCAGAAUUCUCAUUUCUCUCACACAGAAUUCUCACUUCCCUCUGAUCUCUUGCAGAAUGCUCACUUCUCUCACGCAGAAUUCUCACUUCCCUCUGAUCUCUUGCAGAAUUCUCAUUUCUCUCAUGCAGAAUUCUUGCUUCCCUCUGAUCUCUUGCAGAAUGCUCACUUCUCUCAUGCAGAAUUCUCACUUCCCUCUGAUCUCUUGCAGAAUGCUCACUUCUCUCAUGCAGAAUUCUCACUUCCCUCUGAUCUCUUGCAGAAUUCUCACUUCUCUCACACAGAAUUCUCACUUCCCUCUGAUCUCUUGCAGAAUGCUCACUUCUCUCACGCAGAAUUCUCGCUUCCCUCUGAUCUCUUGCAGAAUGCUCACUUCUCUCACGCAGAAUUCCCGCUUCCCUCUGAUCUCUUGCAGAAUUCUCACUUCUCUCACACAGAAUUCCCGCUUCCCUCUGAUCUCUUGCAGAAUUCUCACUUCUCUCAUGCAGAAUUCUCGCUUCCCUCUGAUCUCUUGCAGAAUUCUCACUUCUCUCACACAGAAUUCUCGCUUCCCUCUGAUCUCUUGCAGAAUGCUCACUUCUCUCACGCAGAAUUCUCGCUUCCCUCUGAUCUCUUGCAGAAUGCUCACUUCUCUCACGCAGAAUUCUCGCUUCCCUCUGAUCUCUUGCAGAAUGCUCACUUCUCUCACGCAGAAUUCUCGCUUCCCUCUGAUCUCUUGCAGAAUGCUCACUUCUCUCAUGCAGAAUUCUCGCUUCCCUCUGAUCUCUUGUAGAAUUCUCACUUCUCUCAUGCAGAAUUCUCGCUUCCCUCUGAUCUCUUGCAGAAUGCUCACUUCUCUCAUGCAGAAUUCUUGCUUCCCUCUGAUCUCUCACAGCAGAGCAGUCUCCUAAGAUCUUGCCAUCAGAUGCAAUUCAAUCGGAUUAACCAUCUUGAUGUCCCUCUCUAUCAAAGGAAUGGCAUUCACCCUCUGCUUCCUUGUCUUUUGGUGGUGGCAGCAUUGGCAUCCUUUGAUUUCACUGGCUCUUCCAGCAAACAAGUUCUCCCUAGAUGGUGGAAGGAUGGCACCGGAAAAGAAAGCACUGGGAUUAAAUUACAAAAGUGGGCAAUAAAAAAUUAUGGGGUUGAAGACAUGCAGAUUAAUUUGACCAAGUUUUGUUGUGGUGGAAAGAUUAUUAACCUUUUUAAUUGUCAAGCAAUAAUGAGGUCGUAUAUUUACAGUGAUUGUCACUGUAAGGCUUUGAGAAAUCUGUUGAGUUUUGCAGGCUCAGUCCAGUGUAUCUGGCCUUUUUCAUAGCUAGUAAAGAAGGCUGUUAACUAUUUUGGGCCCGCCUUCAGAUAUUCAUCUUUUCCAUUUUCCAAACCUGUACAUGGUGUUUUGUUUUUGUUUUUUUAAACAGGCUUCUUAAUUCAACAGGGAUGAGAGAUCUUCUUAAUCAAGGGGGGGGGCCCUUCCAGACUGCAUGCAGAUCUUGCAAAUACAGGGCUCUGAAAGGCCCCAGGGACAUGUGGAAUAGACACAUGAAGGUAUAUGGGAUGAGCACAUAUAAUGUGGGCCUUCAUAUGGUCAGGUGAUGAAAAGGAGCAGCACAGAUGGGAAGAGUCAAAAAAAGCAGAAGUUGUGGAUGAGGGUUGUCCUUUUACAGCUGGUCCUUUUACAGCUCAUGCCUUCAUUGUGAUAGUUCGCUCUCUGCCCCCUUGAAGUGCAAAAUGCCUGUUGGCUCCACGCUAGUUUGCUCUUGCAUAGCUUAUAUCAGGGAUAACCAGCUAGGUGUCCUCUGGAUGUUGUUCAACAGCAAUUCAUAGCUGUCAACUUUUCCCUUUUCUUGUGAGGAAUCCUAUUUGGAAUAAGGGAAUUUCCCUUAAUAAAAGGGAAAUGUUGACAGCUAUGCACCAAUUUCCCUGAGCCCCAGCCAACCUGUCUAUUGGUUAAAGAUGAUUUUAUGUAUUUAUUUUAUGUAAAAUCAUUUAUAAACCUCAAAAUCACCAAGUAGUGUGCAUGAAUACAAACAUGGAAACAAUAGAACAGAGCCAUAAAAACAGCAACAGUCAGAAGGCCACCAUGUUUGCUACCCCUGAUAUCCUGCAGUGUUGGAUUCAGACCCAUUUAAAACAUCAGUCAUUGCUGAUUUGUCAAAACGUCCACCGUUUCUCUGCUUUUGGCUCAGCAGAGUAGCUUUACUUGGUCCCCAUCUCCCUCCUCAGUCUAAUUCCAACUCCUCCUUCUCUCUUUGCCUUGUACUUUGACAUCUGCUCUUCAAGCUCCAGCCGUUCUAAACCUAACUCCCCGGGUCUGUCUGUAGACAGAGUACAGACUGUUGUUGCAGCUGUCUUGGGCUGAUACCUGCUGGGAAGGUUUCAGCGCAAGUGGUUUUGAGUGCCCAAGCAAGGAGGGAGCUAGUGAAUGUCUCAUAUUGAGGUUUUUGCAAACAUCUUCCUCCCGUCAUGUGGAGAUGCUUCCCAGCGCUCCUGAAAAACAAGAUCUGCACUGAAACCAGCCUUGGCAGAGCCUGCAGCCAUUUAAGAGCAGUCGCAUUCAAAAGCGCAGAGAAGUCGUUUUCUGUCAAAUUGCCCCAAAGUUACCUAUUACGAAGGACCAGAAGGAGCACAAUAGUUUCAUUGAAUGAUUCCAGCCUGAAAUCCAUGAAGACUUUCUUUCACUGAAUGGGAACAUGAUGACAUUCUAAAUUCUGAUUAAAAAAAUUAAACAAACACGCCAGCCACUAUGUAGAAGUCAUCUCUCUCUGUCUCCCACUCCACCCACUUUCCCCCAAGGAAUAUAAUUCUGCCUUCUAAAAGUAGAAUAAAACAUUUCUAUUCUAGUUAGUUGCUAAUUUGGAUGAUCUGGUUUCUGGAGUUGAGAAUGUUGUCUGCACAGAGUAACCAGGGGUGUAAAGGUGAAAGGUAAAGGUAUAGGACCCCUGGAUGGUUAAGUCCAGUCAAAGGGGACUAUGGGGUGCGGCGCUCAUUUCGCUUUCAGACUAAGGGAGCUGGCGUUUUUCCACAGACAGCUUUCUGGGUCAUGUGGCCAGCAUGACUAAACUGCUUCUGGUGCAACGGGACACCGUGACAGAAACCAGAGUGCACGGAAACGCCGUUUACCUUCCCGCCGCAGCAGUACCUAAUUAUCUACUUGCACUGGCGUGCUUUUGAACUGCUACGUUGGCAGGAGCUGGGACAAAGCAAUCGGAGCUCACUCCAUCAUGGGGAUUCGAACCGCCGACCUUCUGAUAGGCAAGCCCAAGAGGCUCAGUGGUUUAGACCACAGUGACACCCGCAUUCCACUUGAGAUGUAGGCUGAAGUGCCUAGAGGAAGGAGAUCAGUGUAUAAGCAUUUUUGGCCACAAAUCCUGGUCAGCCUGAUGGGCACAUCCGAUGUAUCAUUCAGCAUUGGCAGAAUCUGGGGGAGCAGUGUGUGAUGCCAGAUGAGGCCACAGUCCCAGGGGCUCAUUACAUGAGUCUGGCAUUUACUGCUACAUUAUGAGGUAAAGGACUGGAGGAAGAAAAAUAAUAAUCAUACAGCUUACAUUGGUUAGGGGCCACCAUAUCGUUGGUUCAUGAGUUUCCUGAGGAGGGCACAGCUCAGCAUCAUGGCGCAUGUUUUGUGUGCAAAAAGGUCCUUGGUUCAAACCCUGCCAGCCCCAGGUGGGGCUGGGCAAGACCUGAAACCCUUGAGCAGGGGCAUAGCGUGGGGAGGGCCAGGGGGGCCAUAGCCUUGGGUGCUCGAUUUUUAGGGGGCACAAGCUAGGUGCCCCUAUGCAGGGAUCUCUGUUCCACCCUGCCUGUUCCAAGUCUCUGGGCCCCAGAGCCUGGCCUAGCCUCACCGCCCCGUCUCCAGCUCCCUUGCUGAAUGACCGCCCAUUGGGGAUGGGGGGGAUUCACCUACCAAGAGCCACAUUGGCCAACUGGACUCCUCCCUGGGUGGGUGGGUGGGCCAGCAGGCUGUGCAGCACAGUCCCACUUGGCUCCGGUGGGUGAGGGCUGGGCUGGAGCACAGGCUCCCUGAACGCUCAGCACCCCACCUGAGUGCACCCGGCAGUGAUGACGGCGAGGACUGGGCUAGCAGAUGCUCAAAAAGGAUGCAGUGCCGCUGCCCUUGAGAGCCACUUGAGACUUCUGAAUCCGGUGAUGCUUUUGUUUUUCUCUCUACUUUUUUCUUUUCUCAUGCUCAGUCUUUACUAAUGUAGCAGUUAAUGCUCUGGCUGCUGAUUCCGAGUUUUAGGCAAAGUGCAAUAUACACGCAUACACAUGUUCAAGCAGCCUCAUUGCUUGGGAAUUCUACGAAAAAUCAGUGCAUUUUUGAAAAGUCAGGGGUAGAUUUAAGGGAGUAUGACCCGUUCGGUCACACUGGGUGCAGAGCUUCGGGGGCACCACAACUAUGAUGUGGAAUGGAAGGCGGGAGGCAAGGGGGCAUCACUUAAAUUUGAGACCCCAAGGUCCGCCACUGGAAAAGUUCAGUCAAUUCUUUUCUUUCAAUUGUAUCCAAUUGUAUCCAAGCUUAGAUGGAAACUUGCUCCUUGAUCUCAGGAACCAGUGUACACAUUUGGGUGAUGAGCUCUUUAGGUGUCCAAAUGCAUAGUGAAGAAACAACUUUCCAAAACAUCUAGGGCAAAAUUCAACUAACAAGUCCGUCAGCCGAAGUCCUGUGCAAGGACCUCUGCUUGCGCAAUUGGGUUUCCCCCCUCUCAACCCUUUGUGCCCCCACAAAUGGCUUGGGGGAGUUCAGGAGAACCCCUAGAAUAGUGCAUGGGGGAGAGUAGAGGAGGGGUUGUUCUUGCUGGCAAUUUGAAAUUCUUGUCCUGAUAGAAUGAUCGCCAUUGCACAAUACUGAAUUCCUCCCUUAGUAGAUAUAAUAGUAAAAAUAUAUAUCUAUAUCUCACAUGCUGAAACACUGUAAACAGUGGCUGCAUUGUAAAUGUGGAAUACAUUAAGUAGCAUACUUUUUCCUAAGCAGAAUACUUCCUGAAAUACUUUAGGGGAAAAAUUGAAAUGUGGCAUUGUGUCUUCUACCCAUUUAUAUCAGAUAACCUGCAACAAGUUAACAAUUUUGUUACGUGCAGCUUCAACAUUUAAUUCACUGACCAACAGACAGUGCAACAAAAGCUUUAUUUGAUCAACUGGUGUGCAAUUUUAAUUGUAAAUGAACAUUUCAACUAAUAGGGUAGCAAAGUUUGUUUUUUGGUUUAUUUUGGUUCUGAUGUACUGUUGUCAUAGGAAAGGAAACUGAAAAUAUCAAGAAUGGUCCUUUCUUCUAGCAAUGAGAGGAAACCUUUGACUAAUUGUGCUGCACACGGCAACUUAGACUUCAGGAUCUCAAAGAAGACGCUUGUAUUUUUGUGAUAUGCAGAUAUAUUUAAACUUACUUGAUGGGGUGAUUUACCAUUUAAAUGAAAGUUGAUUAAUGAACAUGUUUUAGCUGGCUGAUAGCCCUAGGUUGGUUGGUUUUGAAUACUGUUUUGUGAUUUUUUGUCGCUGGUGUUGAGAGCCAAAGCUCACCUGUGUAAAUUCCGAAAUAAACAGGCCCUGGUCACCUGCUUCCAAAAAGGAGUAGACAGACUGCUGGAACUGACCUUACCUACAUAAGCAUUUCUCCAUGUGUGUGGUGGGAGAUAGAGGGCAUGCUCACCACUGCCAUAAGUCACGGAUACGUGUUUAAAAACAAGUAGGUUUGCUUCAGCUUUUUAACACCUCAUCUUUUUCUUGCUUCUGUUAAAAAGAAUGUCUCUGAUCCAGCUCUGCACACAAGCUAGGCUGCCCAGUUGUCAAUAGCAGCACCCAAAAGUGCUCUGAGUGUGCAGCCAACUCCAUUGGCCACCAGGAGACCUGGGAUCAUAUGCUUGGUCCCUGAUUUUAAGCCAUUGUCUACAUAUAGGGAGCCCCCUCCAUCCUCCCCCCACAUUAAUAUAGUAUUCGUUAUUUUCUAAUAUUUAGUGUAUUAAAAUUGGAGCGUUUUGAUGUGGCUGUGUUGACAUAAUCCAAUAUUAAAAAUACUAACAUUUCUUUACAUAUUUAACAAUUCAUGCCAGAUUUCCCUAUGGAGUCUAAUAAUGGCAACUGUAGAGGCGCCGGCAAUGGUGAGUACAUUUUAUCUAAUCAUUUCUUCUUUUUCUUAUAAAAUCAUAGAAUGGUAGAGUUGGGAGCCAGUGUGGUGUAGUGGUUAAGAGCGGUGGACUCGUAAUCUGGGGAACCGGGUUCGCGUCUCCGCUCCUCCACAUGCAGCUGCUGGGUGACCUUGGGCCAGUCACACUUCUCUGAAGUCUCUCAGCCUCGCUCACCUCACAGAGUGUUAGUUGUGGGGGAGGAGGGAAAGGAGAUUGUUAGCCACUUUGAGACUCCUUAAAGGGAGUGAAAGGUGGGAUAUCAAGUCCAAACUCCUCCUCCUCUUCCUUGGAAGGGGUCACAAGGGUCCAACCCCCUGCAAUGCAGGAAUCCUUCACCCAAUGUGGCACUCGAACCCACAACCCUGAGAUUAAGGGGUCUCAUGCUCGACCAAUUGAGCUAUCUGUCUUGAGAGCAGAUCUUAACAAUGCAGUGAUGCAAUAGCGUCUUGAUGUGGCACGACAGUGACGUGUUAAUGCCAUGAUGUGUCGUGAUCAUGUCACGACAGCAACAUGAUGGCUGGAGGGGUGGGGAUGGUCCUUUGAUUGUUUCUGCCCACAGAGCCAGACAGGCAACAAGAAAGAUAUCUGGAGAUUUAAGAAAACAGCAAAACCUUAGAGGCGCUGAAUGCAAGUGAACUCUAUCCUUCAUGUGUCAAAGAGCCAGGGCAUUAAUGAAAUGCAGCUGCUGAAUGGAGGUUUAUGGGUAGUUCUUGCUUUAUCAGGGUCCUGCAAUCUACUGUCCACACGGCUAAUCUCCAUGUCUCUCCCGACACAAAAUCCCUUUCCCCAUCAACUUGAGAGCACUCUUGGGGAGUGAGGGUUAUUUGUACAGAUGUGCAGAAGGACAACUUCCACUUCUGUUCGGUGUAAUGUGUGAAAAAGCCUCAAUGUGACGUUGAAAUGUGGGAGGGAAGACAUGGGUGGUGUCCACAAAUCAUGGCUCUCUGUUCAGUUGAGCCUACAUGUGUGCUGUGAUACUUUCCCUGGGUGGGACAGUGGAAGUGCUUGAUACUGAGUCCAUCUUAAUCAGUAUCUUCUACACCUCUGGAGGCUUGGAGGGCAAUAGAUGGCAGAGGACUUGCAUGGAUACAAACAGGCCACAUGGCAAUUGAUGCACAGAUAGUUAUUUCUUGCCUGGGAUGAUGAGCAGUUCCAUUAUUCCUCACAGAAGUUACGCCUGUGCAUCGUUUGCAGAUGAAAGCCCUGUGGGACCUCUUAGAGGACCAUGGAAGCCCCCUCACCCUGCAGGCCAAGGUGGAGGUCGAAUGCAAGUAUGAGUUAAAGUUGGGUUCUGCUCAAAUUUGGGCUAGGGGUUGCCGUAUUAGGAUUGCUUAGCAUUCAAAUACGUACACUAUCCUUUACUGAAAUGGCAUCAGGACUCCCUUGAAAGUUGUAUUUUAUGCUGUGUGCCUUGCCCCGUCUAAGAGUAAAAUUAUACAAAUUGCUUUCUGUGAUGGAAGUGAUGUAAAGAAGCUUUUAAAACCUUGUAGUUGAAGUGUUUUUCCUGAGGUUCAUUUUUUAGAAAUUAGGUUCUUUCUUGGACAAAGCUGGGUUUUAGCCUGCCUGUGGAACUAUUGUAAAGGAGAGUAGUGAUAGUAUCCAGUACUGUAUGGGAUUCCCUAAAGCUAAUCUCCAUUUACAGCAAGUUCAUCUUGAAAUAUCAAGAUGUCUCAAGUUUUUGAAGCCAUUCUCUCUCCAGCACCUACCAGAGCUCACCCUCCAUUUCCCUGCCAGUAAAUCCUCCUCUUAUCUUCCUUGUUCCAUCAUGCCUGAGUGGCUGUGGGCCAAAGUCCAGUGCCCCUUCCCCAAACCAGGAUAUAUUCUACUGUCCUGAUUGUAUAAAAAACAUACAACAUUGGAAAAUAUGGAAACAACGAGGAGAAGUAGGACUGAGAUGUGAAGAUCCAGACCAUGGGGAGCAUCAAAAAAUCAAUAAUUAUAAUUUGGACUAUAAUUUGGUCUUUUUUAUUUUAGUUUUUUAAUUUAAAUUGGAGUAUUAUGGUUGGAUAUAUUAAUCGGAUGUUUUUUACUGGAAAAUCAAUAAAAAUGAUUAAAAAACAACCACCACCACAUUUUAUAAAGUUUUUAUAAAGUUGGUGGUCCUGUGGCCUUUUGGGGCUGCAACUCAAGCACUGUGUUUAUUCAGUAGUGUGUGACAGAAUGUCCCUCUGCAAAGUGGACGGCCACCUUCCUUUUUGUUCCCGCUAUUUCAUUGCUUUUUUUUUUUGCCUAGCUUACUUUUCUGCCAGCCUGCCCCUUUUUGCAGUGAUUUUGGACAAGGUAUCCCCCCACAUCAAGAGCACUGCAGGGAGAAAUGUAUAAAUUUGUCUUUUACUUAGUUUAGUGGCAGUGCAAAAUGCUCCCAGUUCAAUCCCUGGCAACUCCAGGUAAAUGGAUCAUAGAAUCACAGAACUGUAGAGUUGGAAGGGACCCCAAGGGCCAUCUAGUCCAACCCCCCCCCCCAAUGAAGGAAUCACUGGCCUGGAUUCAGCAUUGUCUUAUCACCAGCAAAAGGGCUAUUGUGCUAGCAUAAGGGUAAGAAUGGGACACGGGUGGCGCUGUGGGUUAAACCACUGAGCCUAGGACUUGCCGAUCAGAAGGCUGGCGGUUCGAAUCCCCACGACGGGGUGAGCUCCCGUUGCUUGGUCCCUGCUCCUGCCAACCUAGCAGUUCGAAAGCACGUCAAAGUGCAAAUAGAUAAAUAGGUACUGGUCCGGUGGGAAGGUAAACGGCGUUUCCGUGUACUGCUCUGGUUCGCUGUGCUGCUCUGAGUCAUGCUGGCCACAUGACCUGGAAGCUGUACACCAACUCCCUCGGCCAAUAAAGUGAGAUGAGCGCCACAACCCCAGAGUCGAUCACGACUGGACCUAAUGGUCAGGGGUCCCUUUACUGAAGGGUAAGAAUAAUGGUUGUGCAGUGUGAAAUCUGAUGCAACCGUUGCACUAGAAGCAGUGGCGUAGCGUGGGGGGUGCAGGGGGGGCCGGCCGCACCGGGCGCAACAUCUGGGGGGGCGCGCUCGCACUCGCAGCUCUCUGCCCCUACCUGGCUCACUCUCUCUCACUGCAGUGCUGGCUGUGCGAAUCCGAUCCAAGCCGCCGGGUCGCCGCCCACUGUGUGUGUGGGGGGUGCCAGGCGUGCGGGUGUGGGUUAGGGGGCGCAAAUCCAUGGGUUAGGGGGCACAAAUUACUUGCCCUGGGUGCUGACAACCCACGCUACGCCACUGACUAGAAGAAGCUUGUUGUGCAACAGGAAGUACUAGUAUUACAGUAAUCUAUUGCACACUGGCCAUGAAUGCCAUUCUAGUUUCCUGCCCUUCUUUUGCACAAUAGAACACAAUUAAAAAAGUGCAUUAAAAAAACCACAUGGUAAAGUCUUGGCUUGUUUAAUUCAUUGUUUAUUUGCAGUUGCGGGGCGCGUUACUGCACGACUUCCCCUCGUUGUGAAGUUGUGAAGUAACACAUCCUGCACCUGCAAAUAAACAAGGAAUCAAACAAGUCAAGACUUUACCAUGUGUGGUUUUUUUUAAUGCAAUUUUGAAUUGUGCUCUGUAGUGAAUACUGCAUUUAACUUCCACACAAGCUCAGCUAGUGCCCUGCUCAUGUACUUUUACUUAGCGUGACAUUGAAUGCCUUGGCAGGGCUGGCAAGGGUCUCUGCUGGAGUCAUAUAACUGUUAAUAGUAUACAGUAGUGGACCGUCAAGAUGGGGGAAGCAGUUCAUUUCAUGUUUGUGUUACUUUCUUAUAUGCUCACCCACAAAUCAGUACAGUGGAACCUCAAGUUACAUAUGCUUCAGGUUACAGACUCCGCUAACCCAGAAAUAGUGCUUCAGGUUAAGAACUUUGCUUCAGGAUGAGAACAGAAAUCGUGCUCCGGCAGUGCGGUGGCAAUAGCUAAAGUGGUGCUUCAGGUUAAGAACAGUUUCAGGUUAAGAACGGACCUCCGGAACGAAUUAAGUACUUAACCCGAGGUACCACUGUACUGUCCUGUUCCUAUGUUAAUCUGUCAAUUAAAAAAAAAAAUCUGCAUACAAAUUCAAAAACAUAUUUCUAAUGCAUCUUCUCUCAAACUGUGAAGUAUAUUUCAAUGCUUUUUUUAAAAUCUGAGAACUGUAUUCAGAACAACCGGGAAGGGCAAAUUCUGGUGUAGAAUCAAGUUCUGACCCACACAUUAGGAAGGGGCCAGUUUGUAUAGGAACUUACAGAAGUUGGAAUUCCUCAAGCAACACUCAUGGUCAGCACAGUCGUACCUUGGAAGUUGAACGGAAUCUGUUCCGGGAGUCGGUUUGACUUCCAAAACAUUCGAAAAUCAAAUCACGGCUUCUGAUUGGCAGCAGAAAGCUCCUGCAGCCAAUCAGAAGCCUCGCAACCCGUCAGACGUCCGGGUUCCAAAAGAACGUUUGCAAAUUGGAACAAUCACUGCAGCGUUUGGGAGCCAAAACGUUCGAGUACCAAGGCAUUUGGGAUCCAAGGUACGACUCUACUGGGUUAGAGAGAUCAAUAGCCUGACAGCUUAUUUUUAUCUGGUUUGGAAGUGAAUAAAGAUAUGCAAGGACACUUGAGGUUAGGGUCAAAGGAUGCUUCUGCCUUUUACCGAAUCAGACCACUGGUCCACCCAGCUCAUUAUCAUCUGCACCAGGAACAGGAAACCUGUGGCCCUCCAGUUGUUAUUGCACGGCACUCCCAUCAUCCUUGACAUUGAACCAUGCUGGCAGAGGCUGAUAGGCAUCGGAAUCCAACAAUAUCUGGAUGACCACAGGUUCCCCAGAACUGAAAUUCGCCUGCCAUGCAGGGUUUUCAUAAGGCACAGAUGGGGUACCUGGUGUCCUCCUGACGUUCUUAGGACUCCAGCUCCCAUCAGCCGCAGACAGCAUGGCCAGUGGUGAGGAAGGAUGGGAGUUGUAGUCCAACCGCAUCUUGAAGGCCCCAGAUUCCCCAUCCUGGGGAUAUAAGAAUUAACAAUAAGAAAAAUGUAUGUGAAGCACUUUGAGCUAUUCUAAGAAGUGGUGUAGGAACACAAGAGUAUUAUUACUUCUGCGUUUUAAGCACUGCCCUCCAGUGAGGAUUAAAGAAAAAAACCCUGGGCUGAGCAUUUCAAAAGAAAGUUGGAGGUUCUCUUUGGUGUGUUAUUUUCGCUGGUGAAUAAUGUCUCUGUGCAAAAUCUAAUCAAGUCAAGUCUCAUCCCUGGCAACGUCAGCUGGCAAAACCUUAUGUAUAAAUAUUACCCCUCUUCCUUUGGCUAGGAAAUGACAUUUUUGUCUGUUUCAUAAGCCUUUCUUUUUUUUUAAAAAAAAAGUUGCUUAAAAGAUUCUCCAGAUUUCUGUUUUUUUAAAAAUAAUAUUUUAGAUGGGUGUAAAUACUUCCAUUGCCCGAGUUUUAUGCAGCCAAAGAGCCAUUAUAUUCUUAGGAGUAUUUAUAGUGAUCUUUUCCAUUCCUGCUCUGCCACUCAGAGGUCCCCUGCUCUCUCACGUGACUCUACCCAUCAUUCCUUGCUGUACCUUACGCCUAGAGACACACACCCCCGUCCCAAGCACCCCCAUGAUGGGGCCUAGCCCCAAACCCAUCUUUUCAGUGAAGUUUGGGGUUGACCUUUCAGCUGGUGGUUAAAUGGAAGGGCAGUCACAAAGGGUGGAAUACAGCUGCCCCCUUGCCUCUUUCGAUUUGAGAUACAAAUUUUUGAAGAUUCAUGCGAAAAACACAGUGGGCAUUCUUAUCCUCUCACUAGUUACAAUAUUCCCUGAUACUCACUUCCAGUUGGCCAUUCUCCCCCCGCCACAUUCCUGCAAAUGUAUGUGUGUUUGUUGUGCUUGCUUUUCACAUUUAAAAAAAUGCAUGUAUUUCCCACCUUUUCUGAGGCCCUUUGCUUCCUCUCUUCUUCCUUACUUUGACCCAUUGCCCCCAUUUUCUGCCUUAACACAUAGCCCAACUCCUCCUGCCUCUUGAGGACGUCUCCCUCCCUCAGCAAUCCUGCUUGCUCCAUAGUUUAUUCUUUCUUUUCUGCUAGACUUGCUCCUGCCUCCAGCCUUCAGCCACUCUCUACUUCCUCAGGGUCCUUCCUCUUCCCUCUCUUCCUUGCUAUUUUCUGGUAUAGACCACCAGUUGGCUGACCGGGGGAGAUUUGCCUGCUGGGCAGCCUUACCAGCAACCAUUUGAUAGUUGAAAGUGAAAAUUUCUAAGCAGCUAGAGGGAGGCUUUUGGUCCGAUGGCUGCCUAUGUUACAGAGCCAAUCAAUCCUUGGUUUCACUUUUCUCCACCAUUGGUAUUUGGUCGGAGGCAGUGGCGGACUUUGGGCUUUCAAAUUUCAGCGGUGCCCUGUGCAGUGCCAAAAUUUGGUGCCCCCUGCCCCUUGCCUUCCAUUCUACAUCAUUAUUUUGGCACCCCAGCAACGCCCUCUUGGCUCAGCCUCCAAUACGGGUGAACUGGUCACACUCUUCUAAAUCUGCUAAAUCAGUUUGGGGGUGGGAGUAGAUAUUGGGUGAUCACCAGUGUAAGUUUUCCCUCUCUGCAUGUUUCCUUCCCCUAAACUAGGGAUUAUAGAAUUGUAGAGUCACUCCAACUCCCUGAAAUGCAGGAAUAUUUAUUUAUUUGUUAUUUGUUUAUUAUUAAGUAUACAUACUGCCCUAUACUGGUUCACAGGUAUAAAAUCACAGUAUAAAAAACACAAAAUACACAAACAAAAUAAAAACAGGAACAAUCCAAUAGCCCCUUGCAAAUGAUAAAACAGAAUUUAAAACACACACAUGCAGUAUUUGUAAUAAAACAUGUAAAAAUAAGCACCCACCAGGUAUUGCCAAAGAGUAGAUUAAAAGAUCAAACUGUCUUUCAAAUCAAAACAUUUUAGCCAUCUCCCCCAAUUGUAACCAUUCAUAGAAGCUCUUUGAUCUAUUAAUAUGCAGCUGUCCCAUAAGGGAAUUGAACUUGAACCUUGGCAUCAUCAGCACCACACUCUAACCAACUGAGCUAUCCAACCCCUUUCUUGUGCCAGUGGUGGGCAGGGCCUGAGGCAAAUGUAGGCCCAGAAACCAAUGUGCCCCAUUCCUUUGUCAACCCCUCUCAUUCCUCCAUCCAGGAAAACAAGAAGCAUUAUCAGAAUUCAAGAACACCCGCCAGCCAGGCAAAAAGCCCCAAAGGAUGUGUGUGUUUAGCAGGGGCAGUGAGGAAUGUGGCCUGGGGGUUGGGUAGCCAGAGGGCCAGCUACAAAGAGUCUUCAUACCUGUAUCCUAACCUGCCAGCUGUUUGAUGACACCCCUCUUCCCUACACUGGCCAAGUGCUCCAGAAAUAAAAGGUGGGGCAGAUACAAGGCACCUGUAGCGUUAUGUAGAUUGGUGCCUGGAUUUUUCAACUUUCAAAUUCCCAAAAUGACAGGUGCUAAAAAGUUAUAGCAUGACCUGGGAAUUCAAAAUAUAUUUUGGUUAAAUUAACAUAAUUUAGUGAAAUGUGUGUAAAAUCGAAAAAUUGCAUAGCAAUCAUUAAGAACGAUUGUCAACCAUUUGCAGGUAUAUUUAUAUACUCAUAUUAUGUUUACUAAUUAUUAUGUAGGAAGCGGGAGGAGUUGUCUUGUUGUUUCGGUUUAAAUAUUUACUUUUGUUUAAUCCUGUAUUUUAUUUUGUGAGAUCUUUUGAUGAAGGGUGUUAUAUACGUUUAAUAUAUACAUAAUAAAAUAAAUAAACCAUUGUCGUUUAGCAUUACCUGACAUUUCCAGAAGGUAAAAUUGAGAUUCUGUGGUUUUCCAGUUUAUGUGUACUUUCAUCAAGUAUAGACUUACCAAGCUAAAUGUUGUCCAGUCACAAAAAUAAUAGCAGAUUCCAGUUCUUCACACCCAAAAACAUAUUUUUAAGACUCCCCAGUGAACAAAAUUUGCAAAAAAUAAGUUUCACUCCCUAAAAUGACAUGCCCCAGCCUGCUUUGGUUUUAUUAACUUCAGGCUCAGGAAUAAAUUGGUUUUUUGUUUGUACUUUCUUUUUUUUGGGGGGGGGGAUACUGAACCUUUAAUAGUUUUCUCGAAGAGGGAAUGUUAGCUGUUGUUGCUGGCACUCACACAAUCCAACAGGGCCUGGGCUUCCACUACAAAUGACUUGCUACCAUUUCAGCAUAUAUGAAUAAGUUCUGGAAAGAUUGAAUAGUGCGGCUUACGGCUUUUGAGUGUUUAUUUCCUCUGAUGCAAGGAAUUUCUGUUGUGUUUCUCCCCCAGAGCGCUGCAAAUGCAAGCCAAUAAAAGCAACCCAGAAGACUUAUCUUCGGAACAAUUACAACUACGGUAAGCACAGCAGCCUUCAGCUACCUUUGAAGUAGGGCAGAAGGUUCAGUGGAAGCAGGAAACGGUUGAUAGAAGCGGUUUCCUUGGCAUUUGCCCUUGCCACUCCACACCCUCACGAGGCAAGUGAUCUCAGCCAGAGCUGCUGGGGAAAAUGAAUUAAUUUUAAGUGCCUGUCAAAUGGCUCCUCUUCCCCACACCCUUCCAUUUCCAUGCAUAGAAUAGAACAGGGGUAGGCAAACUAAGGCCCGGGGGCCAGAUGUGGCCCAAUCGCCUUCUCAAUCUGGCCCACAGACGGUCUGGGAAUCAGCGUGUUUUUACAUGAGUAGAAUGUGUCCUUUUAUUUAAAAUGCAUCUCUGGGUUAUUUGUGGGGCCUGCCUGGUGUUUUACAUGAGUAGAAUGUGUGCUUUUAUUUAAAAUGCAUCUCUGGGUUAUUUGUGGGGCCUGCCUGGUGUUUUACAUGAGUAGAAUGUGUGCUUUUAUUUAAAAUGCAUCUCUGGGUUAUUUGUGGGGCCUGUCUGGUGUUUUUACAUGAGUAGAAUGUGUCCUUUUAUUUAAAAUGCAUCUCUGGGUUAUUUGUGGGGCCUGCCUGGUGUUUUACAUGAGUAGAAUGUGUGCUUUUAUUUAAAAUGCAUCUCUGGAUUAUUUGUGAGGCAUAGGAAUUUGUUCAUUUCCCCCCAAAAAUAUAGUCCGGCCCACCACAUGGUCUGAGGGACAGUGGACUGGCCCUCUGCUAAAAAAGUUUGCUGACCCCUGGAAUAGAAUGUGAAGAUUAGAUUAUUGUUUUAACUAGUAGAUUCUUUCUUUCUUUCUUUCUUUCUUUCUUUCUUUCUUUCUCUCUCUCUCUCUCUCUCUCUCUCUCUCUCUCUCUCUCUCUGUCAUUAUAUCAUACCUUUCUUCUCCAAGCAGCUUAAGGUGGCAAAUGUGGUUCUCCAAGCACAACAACUCUGUGAGGUAGGUUAGGCUGAGAGGCAGUGACUGGUAUGAGGUCACCCAGUGACUGGCUUCAUGGCCGAAUGAGGAUUUGAGCCCUGUUCUCCUAGGACCUUAGGUAAAGGUAAAGGGACCCCUGACCAUUAGGUCCAGUCGUGACCGAUUCUGGGGUUGCGGCGCUCAUCUCGCUUUAUUCUAAUCGCUACACUACAUUGCCUAUAGGAUUAUAAAGAUGGUUCUUGAUGGAAAUAUGGGAGAGAUGCAUUCCCACCCUCUCCUAGCUGCUGUGUUAGCUCAAGGCAUUUCAGAGGCAGCAACAGGGAAGGUUGAUGGAGAGCUGACUUUCUUAGCUUCUGCCUUUCCUAUUGACAUGUCGGAGCUUUUGUGUAACAGUAGAAGCCAUGAUGGAAAGCUGGGGUCUGCACUUGGCCCCGGACUUUGUGCUUUCCUUCAAAGAAAGCCCUUCUGGAAAGAAAGUUAGGAAGCAUAAAGUGUAGUCCUAACUAACCCCACUCAGAGAGUCCAAACACACAUGGACAGUCCCUCUCCCUCACUGAGAGUCACAUCUCCACCUGACCAUUCAACUCUUAGUUUCCAGCUUAAACUCCACACUCUCCUGAUGGACUGAUGGACUGAGCAACUCUCACUGGUUGCUGGCUUGAUCUUUGAGUCAGAGGAGGGCAGCGGGAUGUCUUAGGCCAGAAACACUACGGGUUUUGCUUGCGGAAAUGCUUCCAGUUGAUUAAGUGCUUCUGGGCCUGAGUACUAUUCCCUCAGUCCUAUUCUAGACCCCUGGCCUCAUCCUUUGAAGAAGGGGAGUCUGACCCCAGGCCAUGACAGGAUUGGGCACUAGUGCAUCCAUCCCUCCAAAAUGGAGGGCGAGAACCCCCAAAGGACUAACGAGGAUGGAUUACUAGGCACAGAAUGGGGAGAGGAGGAAACUGGCAAAAGCGAGCAUGGAAGAGAGUGGUUAGAACAUUGCCACAUGUUCUUGUUGCAAUGGGGGGUGGUUUUUCCACAGGGAGCACUGGGCUUAUGGCAUGCACGUCCUGCUAAAACACGAGAAGCUCUACUUGUAUUGCCGAUCCACCAGCUUUUGGAGACAUUCCCUCGAUCUCUCAACCUCUUUUUUAAUGGUGUUUUCAUUUUAAUGAGGCUGAUUUAUUGUGUGUUUUGAUUAUGGGUGUUUAUCCAUUUCAGCGUUUCAAUUGGUUUGUUUGAUAGUGUAACUACGGAUGGUUAUAUUUUGUGUAACUGUUGUUUUUUUUAGACUUCGUAAAAGUAUACAAAGUAAAAGCUGCCAUAGAAGCUGAUUUGGACAUGAAGAAGUAUAUAGACAGACAAACAAGCCGCUGUGUUGCAGGGCCCCCGCGUGGAAUAAUAAUUAGCACAAUAACAAAAUAAAUAGCACCAUAACAUGACGAUAAGACUUCCAUUUAAAACAAACAAGCGGACACAAUAUUGGGCUCAGGAGGAGAAGCAUAUAAAUAUUCAAAAAGCUUUAGGCUGAUGCAGCUUUGGCUGCCGUAACCUUAAUCCCUCUUUCUGUUAUUUUUCUCCAGUCAUUCGAGCUAAAGUGAAGGAGGUGAAGACCAAAUGUCACGAUGUCACUGCAGUAGUGGAAGUGAAGGAGAUACUAAAAUCUUCCUUGGUGAACAUUCCUAGGGACACUGUAAACCUGUACACAAACUCUGGCUGCCUCUGCCCACCUCUCAGUGCUAACGAAGAAUACAUCAUCAUGGGUUACGAAGACGAAGAGCGCUCGAGGUAACUGUUCUUUCUCCCCCGCUUCCUAUGGGGGGCCUUCCUGAAGAGGGAUGCUACAUCGGUUUGUACCACUACAUAAAAGGUCCCAUUGCACAUUGGGAACUAGCCUUCCAAAGGUCUUUUAAGUAUGCUGAACAAGGCCUCAUCUGAAGAUGUAUCAGUAAUCAGGCUGAUGCAUAUGGAAGAAGAUGCUACCUGACGCACUGUGCAAGGCUUUAAAGUGUGGAAAUGAAAGUAACAUAAGUACCUUCCCCUCAGCGAGUAAUGGAGCUGCCAGAAAACAUUUCUAGGGAUGUAGCGGUAUGGGGUAAGGGUGAGGGUGGCAAUUACCAGGGAAGAAGAGUUUGAAGAAGAAGAAGAGUUUGGAUUUGAUAUCCCGCUUUGUCACUACAUUAAGGAGUCUCAAAGCAGCUAACAAUUUCCUUUCCCUUCCUCCCCCACAACAAACACUCUGUGAGGUGAGUGAGGCUGAGAGACUUCAGAGAAGUGUGACUAGCCCAAGGUCACCCAGCAGCUGCAUGUGGAGGAGCGGGGAAUCGAACCCGGUUCACCAGAUUACGAGUCUACCGCUCUUAACCACUACACCAGAAGUUGAGUGGUAGUCCAUAGUUGGCCACAACUGCUAUAAUUCCUUACCAUUGGUCAUGCUGGCAGGGAUAGAUGGGAAAGCAUCAUAUUGGUGACCUCUGUCUUCAUAGGUUGCUUUUUCCCCUUCUUGAACAUGAAGCAUUCCCUUUGUCCCUAAAUAUAUUCAUUAUGCUUGUGUGUGUGUAUCACAUCACAUCACGUCAUCUUAUCAUAUCAUAUAUUAUGAUGCAUUGUUGACAUUGUUUUCCUGUAAAUGUGUAGGUUGCUCUUGGUAGAAGGCUCCAUAGCUGAGAAAUGGAAGGAUCGACUUGGUAAAAAAGUCAAGGUAAGACAAAGUUUCAUGACUUGUUUGAUCAUGUUUGACCUAAGCUUGCAGAGGGAUCCAGCCUUUGGCAUCACUCAUCAACACACGGGGAAGACUUCCAGAGCAAAUGAAGUUCUCCUUCUCAGUGAUCCCAAAUCUCAUACCAUACUCUUUAUUCUGAAAAGUAUAAAUGAACAUGUAAACAUGCCAAAGAUUGCUGUAAAGAGAUUCCACCCCCAAAUAUAUUAAUAUUUAUUCAUGUGCCAUAAAACGAAAUAUGACUUAAGACUAAACUGAGGCCCAAAAACCAUGUCAACAUUCAAAAUAAAUGUGAAAAUCAUCAAAUUAGUACCAGUGUUUUGUGAUUACACCUGCUAUGAUGAUGAUAAAAAAAUGCACAUUACUACUUGUUUAUAUAAUAAAGCAGUUUGAAUAUAAGCCUGACAAUCGCCUUUAAACUCUAAAUGGCUUAGAAAUAGGAUGCUUAAAAGACAACACACAUCCCUCCUACCCCAAAACAACUCUGCCCAUCCCCUGAGGUCAGCCGGAGAAGUUUCUGUUUGCUUGGGAACUAGACAAAUAAAAGAUUUCACAAGGCAAAAGGAUCCUGGAGCAAAUAUAUCCUUUUGCCGGCAUUGGAAUGCCAUCAAGAUAACAGACAGGCACUUUUGCAGCCUGGAAUCUGCAACAGAAAACAUUCGCCUUCCAACAGCACCUUGGAAGGUAGCAGGGUGCACAAAUAUCUCUCUGAUCAUAAUCCAGCCUUUAUUUAUUUAAAGCUUUUAAAACUUUUUAUACCACCCUUUUAUUGCUGGGUGGUUUACAAGAUUUAAAUAUGACACCCCCCAAAAAAACACACCACUAAUGCAUUUUUAUAUAUAAAAAGAGAGCGAGAGAGAAAAAGAGAGAUAUGAGGUCAGCAGAUAAAGGUUUAGUCAAUGAAACUUAAAAGAAUGUGAAAAGCAUUUCAUAAGCCCAGACACAUAAAUAGCUGUUUGCCUGGUGCUUAAAAGAAAAACAAUAUUAGUGCCAGGCAAGGCCCCCUCCCCCAGAAGGGCAUACAUUCCAUAACCAGGGUGUCACAGCUGAAAAAGCCCACGCCUUAUGCUUCGCUUUGGAAGUGAAGGUGUCCAGGGGAAGGGCUUCUGCAGAUGAUGUUAGAAUAUGGUUAAGUUGAUAUUGAAGAAUCAGCUUGGCACCGAGUCAUUUAGGGCUUUAGAAGUAAAACACCAGCACUCAGAACUGCGCCAGGAAGCAGCCAGGUGACCAGAGAAGCUCUUUUGAAAGUAACGAAAUGAUUCCUGUGAUGCUGUAUCCAGUGCAAGUUCCGUGCACACAAUAUUGGAACUUCCUGUCCCCUCCAGUCCCCUCCAUGCUCUCAGCUCUGUGGGAGACUUUGUAUGCUUCUUUGCAUGCAAGGAAGCCUCUGGACCCUUCAAAUAGCCAAUUGGGUCUAAUAUCCAAUGCAGCAGCUCUACUGGUGAUUGGGAGUGGCCAUUGAGACCAUAUAACACCGGUCCUGAAAGACCUACAUUGGCUUCCAAUACGUUUCUGAGCAGAAUUCAAAGUGUUGGUGCUGACCUUUAAAGCCCUAAACGGCCUUGGCCCAGUAUACCUGAAGGAGCGUCUCCAUCCCCAUCGUUCAGCCCGGACACUGAGGUCCAGCUCUGAGGGCCUUCUGGCGGUUCCCUCACUGCGAGAAGCCAAGUUACAGGGAACCAGUCAGAGGGCCUUUUCGGUGGUGGCGCCUGCCCUGUGGAAUGCCCUCCCAUCAGAUGUCAAGGAAAUAAUCAACUAUCUGACUUUUAGAAGACAUCUGAAGGCAGCCCUGUUUAGGGAAGUUUUUAAUGUUUUAUCGUGUUUUUAAUAUUCUGUUGGGAGCCCCCCAGAGUGGCUGGGGAGACUCAGUCAGAUGGGUGGGGUAUAAGUAAUAAAUUGUUAUUAUUAUUACGAAUUUCUUUAAAGAGGACAAGUCUCUGGUUACUGUCAGCAGUAAACCCACUGCUGCUUUUGGCCAGGUGGAUUAAUAGCCAAUACCACCCCAGUUAACUCCAUUUGAAAGUGGAUACAACACCAGUGAACAGGUUACCAGUGGUUUCUAUCCAUUGCUGCUAGUUAUAUCUGACCAUGUAGAGAUCCUUUUGCUGCCUCCGUUCAAGUUGUCACUGUUCUUUAAGCCCCAUAUCGGUUUCUCUCAAUUGUGUUUGCUCUUCUGUUUCUUUUGCCACUGCCAAGAAUAUGAAACAAUAGUUCAUUGAGUUUACUCAGUUUGUCCCUUCAGUGGUUUGGAGAGCAUUAAGUCGGGAACUUCAAGUCCCCGUUUUUUGAAUGACUUGGCAACAUGAAUAAAAUGAUAUGAGCUCUGUAGCUCAAACUUUGUGUGUUAAAGCACAUCCAAAGUACCUCAAGGUUCAUUCACCACAAACAGAAUAUAUACAUUGCACAACCCUGCUUUGAUACCUUUCUUUUAAAAUGCAUUAGUGUCUGCACCCAUUGCUUCUCUAAAACCAAACUGAUCUGGAACCUUGAAAAUAUUAUUCAAACUUACUGGCUUUUCAUAUGCACUUUGUAUUUAAUGUCAUAUUCUCCAAAUCCUUGCUCUGAAGCCAACUGUUCAGUAUCCUGACCCCAGCAUGUGGGGUUAGCAACUUCUUAAAACAAACAAUCUCAGCUAUGAAUCUGUAGUGUUGCAUUUGCCUUUUAGCGAGGGCCAGCAGAUUAAAAAAAAGAUUUCUGGAAUGAUGAGCUUACAGGGAGGCAACCAGCAUUGGGUGAAAAACAAUGAGUCUCGACUGCCUUUCUGACAACUAGCAAAUCUAUAGAUUAGAAGAUAUAGGUCCAAAGAGGAGAGCAAAAUGUUGUUGUUUGUUGUUGUCGUCCCCCCCCCAAUGAGGCCCAAAGGUCAAGGAGUGCAAAAGGCUACUGUCUGCGUGUCACAGAGAUAUGUGGACCACAAGGGACUACAGAGUCCAGUCCAAUAAAAUAAGAGUCCUGUCAGCCUGGGUGUGGCCUUCUCCUGACUAGCAGCUGGAGAUGGAGUGCAAAUAAACUCCCAAGGAGAGAUAAUGUUCUAAUGACAGUCCUGUCAUUUCCAUCAGGUAGAUUCUCAGGAGGUGGAGGAACUGGAAUUUGCAAGAAAAUAUACUUUAAAGUUUGCUCAGCAGCAGAGACUGAUAGCACCCUCCAUUUUGGCUGACAGGAUUACACUGUCAUCACUUAGUUCCUUCAUCCAUUGUUGACCACUCUGUCUGACAGAUAUAGCUGGAAUCUCCCCCCCCCUUUUUUGACACCUGUGCUGUCAACUGAUAAAUAUAUAAAUAAAGGACCUACCCACAUGACUCUGACACAAAAACCCUGCGCAAACACUAAAUCCCUGACAGAUGGCCAUCGAGCCUCUGCUUAUAAACCUCUAAGGAAGGAGAGUCCACCACCUCCCCAGGGAGACCGUUCCACUGUUUAAUAAUAAUAAUAAUAAUAAUAAUAAUAAUAAUAAUAAUACUACAAAUUCAUUAUUUAUACCCCGCCCAUUUGGCUGGGUUUCCCAACAGAAUAGUAAAAACAUGAUAAACAUGGCUCCCAACAGAAUAGUAAAAACAUGAUAAAACAUCAAACAUGAAAUUAAACUUCCCUAAACAGGGCUGCCUUCAGAUGUCUUCUAAAAGUCAGAUAGUUGUUUAUUUCCUUGACAUCUGAUGGGACAGCGUUCCACAGGGCGGGCGCCACUACCGAGAAGACCCUCUGCCUGGUUCCCUGUAACCUCAUUUUUCACAGUGAGGGAAUUGCCAGAAGGCCCUCGGAACUGGAGCUCAGUGUCUGGGCUGAACGAUGGGGGUGGAGACACUCCUUCAGGUAUACUGGGCAGAAAGAUUUUCCGAAUGUUUAGUCUGAAUCUCCUUUCUUGUAACUUGAAUCCAUUGGUUUGGGCCCUGCCUUCCAGAGCAGGAGAAAACAAGCUCAUGGUGAAGGAUAGAAUAUAUAUAUAUAUGGAGAGAGAUUAAAAUUUGAAGGAAUCCAGGAAGACAGAAAAUGCAUGAAGAGAAAGCCACAGUGACAGUUACCGGAAGGGCAAGUGUGAACAUGAGAUGGGUCAAAACAUAUAGUCUUGGCGCCCAGCCCUAGAAGCCACAAGUUGUGGUUUGUCCCUCAUACUAUGGUCGCUGUCUUGCCCGGCUGUUGCACUCACAUCACUUGACGGCUUUCUCUGCUCUGUUUUCUCAAAUGGUUCCACAGGUGGCUUCACUUAGGCUUUAUUUUUUUAAAAAAUAAAUAAAACUAAAGGCCCUUUUCUGGCUGAGUCAUCACGUUGGUGUUGGCCAGUUCAUUUGCACAGUUAAUACGAUCGCUAAGGUGGCCUGGGAUUGCUUGAUUGAAAGCAUGCUGGAGGGGGAGAGGGCAAUGUUUAAGAAUCGUGUGUCUGUGCACCGUUCAUUCAUAUAGAUGUAUCCUAUUUCUUGUUUUCUUGUGUUUCUAAUAACACCCCUGGGGCUAAUCUUACAAACAUUCUUGUGUGUACAAAUCAUGCAACGACCUCAGUCCGAGCUGGACCACUUGCUGUGGUUUGAAUAGGCUGGUGCAUAUAACAAAAACGGAAUUGCUACCUCUUCCACCACCCCCUACCCCCAAAAUAGAUUUGGGGCAGGGUUUGGGGUUUAAACACAGUAGUUAGCCAAACAAAGAGGUAAUACCCAAAGGUGUCGUUGUGUUAGGCUGUUGCAUCAAAAAGAACAAGGAGCCUUGUAGCACCUUAAUGACAGACAUUUAUUUAUUUAUUUAGAUUAUAGUUUAGUAAUUAUGCAUUGUAGUUGUUAAGAGUGAAUUUCUAUUUCAUCAUUAUUUGCUGAUAUUUAAUUUUAUUGUAUUGUAAUGGAUUGGGUCUUUUUUUAAAUACUACUUUAAUUGAUAUAAGUUGUUUAUUUUAAAGUUACAUUUUUAUUAUGACUCGUCUUGUAUUGGGUCAGAUUGUUAUAAGGUGUGUGUGGUCUUCAUUGCACAUUUUGUUGCUUCUUCUUCGUCAGAUGCAGACUGAAGCAUACAGUACAAAAUACUGCCUCUGUUUUUGCAUCUCAAACUGUCAUCUUCUUCAAUUAUUAGAAGCCACCUUUGGUUCAAAAUAGUGGGAACCAACUUGAUGCAGUUAAUUAAAACUGCAGCUGUUGCUGUUGUUUUGCAUUACACCAGAGGCGGGAACGGACUCCAGCUCCUCUAUCCCUGUGCUAGCUGGGGGCUGAUGGAAGCUGGAGUCCACUCACAUCUGGAGGCCAUGGAUAGCAUGCCAAACCAAGUGAAGAUGAGUUCCAAUUUAGAGUGAAAAUAAAACAAAAGGCUGAAUGUAUAUAUAUCUAUCUAUAAUAUCUAUAUCUAUUACAUAUCUAUAAUAUUGUCACUUUGGCAUGUUUUAUGGUGCAUUUGACUGCAGCUGCAUUUAAAUUAUUUUGUUGCUAAUUUUAUGGUUAUCUCUUGUAUACAUUGCUGUUUUUAUUAUGUCACACUUUUUUUGUAAGCCACCUUACACUGAAUAGGUAAUGGACACAUAUUUCAAAUACAGUGGUACCUCAGGUUACAUACGCUUCAGGUUAAAGACUCCGCUAACCCAGAAAUAGUGCUUCAGGUUAAGAACUAUGCUUCAGGAUGAGAACAGAAAUCGGGCUCCGGUGGCAUGGCAGCAGCAGGAGGCCCCAUUAGCUAAAGUGGUGCUUCAGGUUAAGAACAGUUUCAGGUUAAGUACGGACCUCCGGAACGAAUUAAGUACUUAACCUGAGGUACCACUGUAACUCAAACAACUGCCCUUCUUUCAGUCCUAUCCUACCCGACAGUAUCCCUCCUCAAAGGAUGUUUAUACUAUAAAAAAUCCAGGGGCAGUUUUAGCACAAACUUUUUCCAAACUAAGAUUCCGACAAAACAUUACACUCACCAUGGUGAUAAAUAUCUUCAUGGUGUUUCCUCGCCCACUCAGUAUAACAAGGAAAGUUCUCAGUGCAUGAUUUGUCCCACAAACUGCAACACAAGACAAACCCUGACUCAUUUCUCCCCAGUUUGUUUUGUUUUUCAGCGGCUCUUGCCUCAUUCCUUUGCAGUUGUGGGGAGCAUCUGAGGUGAGGUGGUCAACAAUGAUUAAGGAAGGGUGCUAUGUUCACCCAGAACACCAAGCCAUAGUUGAAGCAAACCGAGGUUUAUAAAGUCAACAACAAAUCAUGAUUUCAGAUUGUGGCUUCUUGGUAGCAAAUAAAGCAUAGUGGAACAUACUAAGCCAGUUUAACAAAGCAUAGCUUAAUAACUUAUGGUUUAGUGUUAUGUGCAAACCCAGAACAUUAUGUGAUAGUCGCUAAUUAACCAAUUGCUUGGUGGAGAAUCAUUCUGGGCAGAUUUUCAGCAAAAGAUGAAUGUGACGCCCACCCAUCUGCAACUAUAAAAAUAUACACUCUUAUUAUGUUUAUAUAAGCAAAAGUAUAGGUGAGAUCUAUUCUCAGUUUUUAAAACAGUUGUUUCAGUACUAAGAACCCACAGGGUUGCUCUUCCACUUUUACAAUGUGGAUUCAAAACUUCAUGUGCUAGACCAGAAAUGUCAGGCGCUCGUCCUACUCAAGAGUAGGAAUUCUAACGAGAGAGACACUAGAUAGACAUAUUCUCACUGGGAUGUCCCUUUUAAUAAAAAAUGAAAUAUCAAAGCAGUUCACCUUCACACAGAGAUAUAAAAGGUUUUUUUGUUAGCAUUUAAGCAUAGUCUGAAUUGUUUUUAUUCAAAAGAUGAGAAGCAGCACAUAUUUUUUUGAGGGGAGAGGGCAAAUGCAGCUGCAGUUGUUUUGGCAAGGAAUUAUUCCUCUUUUGUUUUACUAUAGAAUUUUGAUUUUAAAGGGAAAGUCGGACAUUAUUUGGUAGAACUAGUAUUGACGUAAAUGCUGACAUAGCAAUGCAUGGAGGCGGCCAACAUUUCUAAAAAUAGGCAUGUAUGUUUCCUUGGAGAUCAAAAUAUUAAUAGGAAUGAUACGCCAUUGUAAAGGAUACAGCAAUAAAACAGAGUUUAUUGAAAAAGAGGGAGGGAUCAAGCUCGAGCAAACUCUUAGAAGGAGGCGAAACCUGCAUCAGGACCUCCUCCAUGAGCUUUGUAGCUAUUUUUUUAAAAAUAGACCUUUGUUUGUUCUUAUUUUUCAGCGCUGGGAUCAGAAACUCCGCCAUCCUGGGAAGGGCAGAAACGAACCUGGACAAAGCGAUUCUGCUCAAAAAUCCAGCAGAAGCACCAACCCGCGACAAAGGCACAACUAGAUGCAAAAAUGUCACGUGUCAGGAAAAAAAUAAUAACAGUCCAUGGACUUCUAUAAAUUAAAAGACUUGCCUUGUUGGAGCAGCAAAGAAGAAAUUGCACUAUUGCACGUUGUAUUCUAUUGUUUACUAUGAGACCAUGUUGUAGUCCAGAUUAGUUUUAUCUUCUUCUUGUGUUUUCUGGCCCCUUGUAUUUGUAGGAGUAUAGACACACAGAAUUUUUUAUUUUAUUUUUUGGUAUAUUAUCCUCACAAAUAUCUGUGGACCAUUUCUAUGAGAGUGGUUUUUUUUUUCUUUUUUGAAAAAAAAAAGAGGCAAAUGUGACACGGUUAGCAGGUGCCAGAGCCACUGUUUUUCCAUAGUCAACUGAAUCUGUUUAUGUGCUCUGAACCCAUGCAAUAUUCAAGUUGCCCCAUUCUUUUCAGCAGAGGGACUUGAUGCGUUCAUGCAUUGUCUUCUAUGCGUAAACCAAGGGUAGGUCACCGCAGAGGUCUGGAAUGGAAACAGUGACACAGGGUUGGGUCAGAUUACCUUCUCUGUAGGCAAAAGCUACGUGCAGUGAAGGAGUGAGAUUGUGCCUUAUAUGCCCUCUCACCAGGCACACUGGUGAGAUGCCCCAGCUUGCUGCACAUUAUUUACAUAGGGCUUAUGCUUCUGAAAUUCAGUAUGUGCAGGCCCCAAGUGUAUAUCAUUCCAGGCUGGGGAGAAACUGUGAUUCAGUCGUUUGUGCCACUGAGAUCUGAGCCGGAGGGUGCAUUUUAGUUCUCCUACCACGCUCGGCGUCUAUAUUUGGGAGUCGGUGAAAUCGUCUGAACUGGGUCACAGUCACACAGACACUCAGAUCCUGACAUUUCCUGGGUUUGAAAAACAAAAGGGCCAAAUGUAUACAUGACUUGGGAACUGUGAGGGUUAACAGUCAAAAUUUCAAAAGGGAAGACAAGAUGAUUUGCAAGUUUAGCCAAGUGGGCAAAAGAAGGUUGGAGCAAACAUGGCAUAACAUUUUCUGCAUUUUGUAAUUAAUCUGAGCAAGGGGGAGGUUGUGUUACCCGUUAAGAGUUCACCCUCCCACCCCCUCAACCUGUUAAAACCCUUGCUGGCAGUAUGGAAAAGAAGGAUUAUACAAAGAGAUUAUACCAAGAGCUACCCGUACCUAUUGGAGUAGGCCUGUUAAAUGUCGAUUCCUCUUCAAUAAACCACUCACAUUAAGUCUAGCUUUAAAACGUUAACCAUGACAAAUGCCGCACAGAGGACUCGUUUCUGAAUGUCUUAAUCCUUGUGGGAAAGGUUUAUAGAAUUGUGAAGUCUUGCCAGAAGUUAUGUUAAACCUGCUCCCCCUGCCCCUUCUUUUGUCCUGGAGCCACAGGAGUAGACUGUCUUCACCAGGCCUCCUUUGGGGCAGAAACCUGCACUGUGUCAUUUCCACAUUGUGGUUCUGAUUGUGUUUCAGCGGCUCCAUUCAACAGCAGUGUUCGAUGGUCAGCAUUGGAGAUGCAUAACUGAAUAACGGCCACUGCUAUGAAAAUUACGGCCAAGCACCAUGCCACGUUUCUCAGUGAACAGAGACUUUAUCCUGACUUUCGUUCCCCACCCGCUUGCAGGAAACGUACAUUUUAAUAGCUUUUUGACAUAUUUCCGUUCCGAUCGUCGCAUCCUUUAAGCUUUCCGUAAUGGUGCCAAUAGUUGAAAAAAAAGUAAUUCUGCCUCUUCCUAUUAUUAUUAUUAUUUUUAUAUUAAAGUACGGAAAUAUCAGUAGAAUACUGAACUAAAACAAAACAAAUAUUUUAGCAGAAAAUAAAAACAUUUAUGUUAC
Molecule: messenger RNA, 34836 nt
Organism: Podarcis lilfordi (Lilford's wall lizard)
Lineage: Eukaryota; Metazoa; Chordata; Lepidosauria; Squamata; Lacertidae
Source: the annotation of a GenBank genome assembly